Molecule: messenger RNA, 4581 nt
Organism: Candidula unifasciata
Lineage: Eukaryota; Metazoa; Mollusca; Gastropoda; Stylommatophora; Geomitridae
Source: the annotation of a GenBank genome assembly
AUGGCGGCUCCCAUAUUGAAGUGGAAGAGAGUUACUAAUACUUCGGGACCUGCUCCUAGACCUCGCCAUGGCCACCGAGCGGUUGCAAUUAAAGAUCUUAUGAUCGUAUUUGGAGGCGGUAAUGAAGGCAUCGUGGAUGAGCUGCAUGUUUACAACUCAUCUACCAACCAGUGGUUUAUACCAGCUGUCAGAGGGGAUAUCCCUCCCGGAUGUGCUGCAUAUGGCUUUAUCUGCGAUGGUACCCGCAUUCUUGUGUUUGGUGGUAUGGUCGAGUAUGGAAAAUACUCAAAUGAACUCUAUGAAUUGCAAGCAUCCCGGUGGGAAUGGAAAAGACUUAAGCCAAAAUCGCCCAAAUGUGGACCUCCACCAUGCCCUCGGCUUGGUCACAGUUUCACUCUACUGGGCAACAAAGCCUACCUGUUUGGUGGUCUUGCAAAUGACAGUGAGGAUCCAAAGAACAACAUACCUAGGUACUUAAAUGAUCUGUAUACUUUAGAGCUGCGCGCCCAAUCCAACCAGUUGUCGUGGGACUUGCCCAAUAUUGUUGGCAUUCCACCUCCCCCACGUGAAUCUCACUCUGCAGCUUCGUAUACUGACAAAGAUGGCCGCCGGCUCAGGCUUUUCAUAUAUGGUGGAAUGAGCGGCUGUAGGUUGGGUGAUCUUUGGAUGCUUGAUGUGGAAAAUAUGGCUUGGGUUCAGCCAACUGUGUGUGGCAUGCCGCCACUUCCCAGAAGUCUUCAUUCAGCCACAGUGAUUGGUUCCCGUUUGUUUGUCUUUGGAGGCUGGGUUCCACUGGUGAUGGAUGAUGUUAAAGUGGCUACACAUGAAAAGGAGUGGAAAUGUACCAACACUCUUGCAUCUUUAAAUUUGGAAACCAUGACAUGGGAACCUCUUGCCAUGGAGGUGUUUGAGGAUGCCCUACCCAGGGCCAGAGCUGGACACUGUGCGGUGGCUAUUAAUACCAGACUGUACAUAUGGAGUGGCAGAGAUGGCUACAGGAAAGCUUGGAACAAUCAGGUUUGCUUUAAAGAUCUGUGGUUUCUCGAGACUGAAAAACCACCAGCUCCCUCCAGGGUCCAGCUGGUGCGAGCCAGCACAAACACAUUGGAGGUCUCCUGGGGGUCGGUACCAACUGCUGAUGCUUACCUGCUGCAGUUGCAGAAGUAUGAUCUGCCACCCACAACUACCACGGCCGGCAGCACUACUGUGGCCACACCUACCACAGCUGUAGCAGCACCUGCAACACCCCCCAUGGCUGCGGCACCAGUGAUCACCACUGCUCCAGUCACACCUGUGAUGGCAGUCACCCAGACUAGACCUCAGAUCCAGUUUGCCACUCAGCAGGGAGGUAUUAUCCGCACACCAACAGCAGGCCUGCCCAUCCGCUCAGUGGCCAGUGUGGUGUCACCUCUGACCCCUGGUCACUCACCACAAACCAUCAGAGUCACAGCCACCCCUCGCAUUCGAGCACCAAUGACGGUUACUCCAGUCGCAAACACAAUCCGCGUGGCCACACCUCAGAUGCCAAUCCUUCCGCAGGCUGUUCAGAGAGUCACCAGUGUUACUGCAACAACUGCAGGCAACAUGUCAGGAAUAGCUGCUCUUGCCGCAGCAGCAGCUGCAACCCAGAAGAUUCCGGGGACUCCAGGCAGUGUAACAACCACACCUGCAUCUGGCAUCAAAGUUGUGACGCCCACAAUAGUUACUCCUGGAGGUGUCAAGGUCACUCCUGUAACUGGAAAGCUUCCGGCUGGCACAACCAUAACUCCAGGAACACAGACAGUGCGUGUAGCACCAUCAGGUGCUACCAUCUUGAAGGCAUCUGGCUCUGGUACAAGCAUCGGAGGCAAGCAGAUCAUCACAGUUCACAAAGCUGGCAACAGUGGGACUAGCCAAUCACAGAUUGUCACACUUGUCAAGACCACACAAGGCAUGACUAUGGCUAGCCCUAAAAAUCCCCUGCCGCAGGGAGCAACGAUUGUCAAGCUGGUGACUACUCAAGCAGGGGGCAUUAACAAACCAGCUACUGUACUGAGUACACAGCACAACUCAGGGCAGACACCCACUAUCUUGGGAAUCAGCAGUGUUCAGCCCAGUAUGACACCAGGCCAGAAGUCCAUGUCUACCAUGAUCAGAACCAUCCCAACAUCCAUCCUGACCAUGGCUAAAGCUGGACAGCCGAAUGUCUCUGGGGUGACAACUACUCAGGUCGGCACCAAGACUAUUGUGAUUGCACCAACCAAGAUCAUUACAAGUGUUCCAAAAUUGGCCGGCCAGUCAGGCAACACACAGUUCAUCGUUGUUAGCCCACAAAGUGUUGCAGGAGCUGUGGCAGCAGGAGCUAAAUCAUCAUCAAUAACAACACUAGCAUCAGGAGGAAACAUCAUUUCACAGACAGGCAAACCAGUCAUUACAGUACUCUCUGGAGCAUCUCAUGCAGUAUCAGCAGCUAGCGGCCAGACUGUCAAUGCCCCUACCAUGCGUGUGGUCAGCGGUAAUGCCUCCACAAUCUCCCUUAUUGCCCAGGCAGCCAGCGAAGCAUCAGGAGUCACAUCUACUCUCGGAGGUCGUCAGAUAGUCACUGUCCCUGCAGGCCAAGCUGGGCUGGCAGGAGCUAAGGGCCCUGUGCAGAUCACCAUCACCCCUGCAAACCGGGCAGGCAUCAGCACCAUAACCCUGCCUUCCAAUAUCAGACAGGUGGCCAAGCCUGUGGUGAACUCUUCAGCAACUAAUGGCACACAAGUUGUGAGACUCAGCGGAGCCACCGUAGUCUCAGUAAACCCACCAGCUUCAGCCACUGGAGACCAGGCAGCAAUGAUCAGCUCUGAGGCUCAGGCUGCCGCAGAUGCUCUAGUUAAUGAGGGUAUGCUGGUUCAGCACAGCAGUGCUGGAGAUGCUGAUGCCUCACUGCAGCAGUUUGAUGGAGCUUCAGACAGUGUCAUUGAAGAUGGCAUCGUUGAAGACUUCAGUGGGUAUGGACAUGUUCUUUCUGGCUCUGAUAUGUUAAUUGAAAGUGAUGCUGAAGCUGGAGACUUUUUCUUCUGUUUGGGAGAUCAGACUGAGUUCACAGGGUACGAUGUGGAUCGAGAUGAUGAGAUGGGUAGUUUUGUGCUGCCACAGUUUGAUGGUGCUGCUAGUGAAGAUGAGGAAGGUGGAGGGGAUGAGGAGCUGGAGUCUGAUGCACACGAUGGCCAGCCAGAGGAACAUCCUGAAGAGUCGAUGGCAGCGGAGCAUGACCUGCCAGCUCAGGUGCAGUCACAUCAGGCUGAUGAUUCUCAUGAUAUGGGUGAUGGCUUGCAUGCUGACGGGAAUCUAGAAUCAGCACUCCUGGGACAGGAUCAUGGGGAUGGCCAGCAGAUGACAGAGGCAGAGUUACAGCAGCAUGCAGAGAGUGCUCUAGAAGCUCUUGCAGAGGCAGGGGAGGCAUUGUCAGUCCAGGCAAUGCUUGCUGGCCAGCCCAUGGAAGAAGGGGUUAGCCUAGAGGGUGUGCUAGCUCAUGCCGCAGCACUGGAGACCGCUUCCCACCAGGUGGGUGAUGAGUGUCCGGCAGUGCCACAGCCCGGAGGGGAGGCUGAUGAAGUCAAGCCAGAUAUUGCUGAAAUGGCACAUGCUGGUCAAGAUGGUGCACUAGAUGCUCACGAUUCCAACUUGGAACCUAAAGAGGAACCUAUGGAUGUUGGCCUGGCAACUUUGGCUCAGACAUUGGCAAAUGCGGUCAAUGGUGGCGGGGACGCUGGGGACCCCCUGGCCACUCUAGCAUCGGCUGCCAUUUCCACAGCUCCGGUGACCACUCCGAAAAUGACCGAUGCCUGCGUGGAUAGCGCUGAUAUCAAGGAAGAGAUUAAGCCAGAGAUGAAGCAUGAGAAGAUCUUUGUGAAGAAAGACCAACAGCAGUGGUUCGAUGUGGGCUUCAUCAAGACGACAACCUGUACUGUCUCGCACUACCAUCUUCCAUCGGAGACCGGCCAGGGCAACACUGAUGACAUUGAUGUUGUCAGCGUUCCAGAUCACAGUGUUCUGAAACGCCAAGAGCUUCAACCAGGAACAGCCUAUAAGUUUCGUGUUGCUGGGAUUAAUGCUUGUGGCCGUGGACCAUUCAGUGAAGUGUCGGCUUUCAAAACUUGCCUGCCUGGGUUUCCCGGAGCACCCUCCGCUAUUAAAAUCAGCAAGAGCGCUGAUGGGGCACAUUUGUCCUGGGAGCCACCACAGAACACCGCUGGGAAGAUCAUAGAAUACUCUGUGUACUUGGCUGUGCGCAACCAGAACCAGGAGACAAAGCCUGGGACCCCGGCUCAGCUGGCAUUUGUGAGAGUGUUCUGUGGGCCUCUGCCAUCCUGUGUUGUUACAAAUGCUUCUCUAACCUCGGCUCACAUCGAUUACACAACCAAGCCAGCAAUAAUUUUCCGCAUCGCCGCCCGCAAUGAGAAAGGAUAUGGACCUGCAACACAAGUCAGGUGGCUGCAGGAUGCCUCCCAGAGUCCAGCUGCAGGAGGAAAGACAGUGAAGAGACAGGGAUCUGAGAAUGUAAAACCUGGCACAGUUGUGAAGAAGCUGAAAGUUGAGGAUUCCGAGGAAGGUUAA